This is a messenger RNA of Anopheles cruzii, 558 nucleotides long. RefSeq lists its product as uncharacterized. The record is from RefSeq and is a predicted model, not a curated record. Lineage: Eukaryota; Metazoa; Arthropoda; Insecta; Diptera; Culicidae. The coding region runs from base 10 to 558 and encodes 182 amino acids. The transcript has 7 exons. Gene Ontology annotation, biological process: regulation of transcription by RNA polymerase II. Gene Ontology annotation, cellular component: nucleus. Gene Ontology annotation, molecular function: DNA-binding transcription factor activity, RNA polymerase II-specific; RNA polymerase II cis-regulatory region sequence-specific DNA binding.
GGUCCGCCGAUGCACAGAUCCUCUGCCAUGGACUCGAAGGCCACGAUCAACAAGGGCAACUUUCUCUCGCAGCAGGAAGAUUUUCAUCCGUUCAUCGAAGCGCUACUACCGUACGUGAAGUCGUUCAGCUACACCUGGUUCAACCUGCAGGCGGCCAAGCGGCGCUACCUGAAGAAGCACGAGAAGAAGAUGACACACAACGAGGAGAACAAGUGCAAGCGCGACUUUCAGGGCUUCCCGACUAGUGACGAGGAAAAUCAGAGCGAAAAGUCGCACAACAGUUCGCGAAAGUUCUCCAAAACCACGACCGCCAGCAGCAACAAGGUGUUCAGCUACGACUUCAUCACACCGACCGGUGUCUUCACCUCGUCCGAGCUCUGGAGCCUAACGCAAGUGCGUGCCACGGAUCGGAUCGGAUCGAGGGCACACCAGGUCUUCACUCAGCAUCCUUCGGAAAUGGACCACAGUUCCGCAGUCCACAGACCACAGGCAUUCCGCAGUUCGAUUCCUCAACCAGAGGACCAGCAGCGACCCAAGCGGUGUCAGAUGAACGAAUAG